AUGCCUGUCAUUCCAAUUCUCAUUCAACUACUAAAUACGCUCCUAUAUAGGGAUAACGACUUCGACAGCUGCACUAUCGUUUGGUUCAUACAGGCAUGGGGCCCUGUCGUAGUAAAUGCCAUGCUGGGAGUCAUCAUGAUUGCUCGGAUAAAUGCCAUGUAUCAAGGAUCCAAAAAGUUACGCAUCUUCCUUGUCGUAAUGUUACUGGGUUCUACCAUUGCCUCCGGAGUCAUGACAAUAAUUGGAAACUUAGGUGUUUCAGCGCCCAGGAGUACAAGAGACUCACAGUCAUUACCAGAUGAGGUCGUCCUUUCCGGCUACCAUAUGUGCUUUAGUGACAUCGGCACGUACAUGGGAAAUCUGACUUACGAGAAUGUGAUAUCCGUCGCUGUAUGGGAGAUCUUCGCAUUGUUUCUUACGGUCCGGAUUGUUAUAAUGCACUUCCGUGAGCUGCGACAAUCGCCGAGACGACCGAUCAUUGGGGACUAUUUCACGAUAUUAAUAGAGAGUCAUGCAUUUUACUUUCUAGCCUUUGCUAUUAUGGCUUGCUUACAGCUUGGCACAACGUCUCCAAAUAUCGCGCUCUCAUCGUCGGUGGGGAGUGCUGUUUUCACUGGCAUUUUGUCAAUUUCCCAGAUGUUGCAGAUGUUUGUGCUAGGACCACGUCUGAUCCUCAGUAUUCGAGAAUAUCACGCCAAGCUCGUUGCCAGGGCCGACGGUGGAAUAGGCAUGACUUCCCUUGCUUUCCAUGCUGGUGGAGAUGCAUUGACCAGCGAAGAUGUAUAGCACGUAAAACGAUCCAAAUGAUCGACCAUGGUGCUAUACAGGGAGCAUACAUAUUUAUUUGUUUUGUUGUGAUAUUUUGCCUCGUAUGUGUUUGGCGUUCCGAAGUGAUUUGGAGGAUGUAAUUUUUUAUACUUUCUCCUACCUGUGACACGGAGUCCCCUCUGGAGUGGCUACUCGGUGCUUGAAGCUCUACCAAUCCACUCAAUUACGAGGCCCCCGCGCAGAAUCAGAUGCCAAGCUAUAAUAACGGCCAAUUCGCACUGCA
Messenger RNA from Suillus discolor, 1051 nucleotides. RefSeq lists its product as uncharacterized. Bases 1 to 786 code for a protein of 261 amino acids. The record is from RefSeq and is a predicted model, not a curated record. Lineage: Eukaryota; Fungi; Basidiomycota; Agaricomycetes; Boletales; Suillaceae. The transcript has 7 exons.